UCCGAGCCCCGCCCUGUUCUCCUCAUGCGCAUGCGCCGUACAGGGGCGCCUUUUACGACGCGGCGGCCGCUGCGCGCUUGGCGGCCGGAGCGAAAAGAGCGGAGCGCGGGUGGCCGCUGCGGCAGGGCCGAAGGGACGCGCGGGCGGCGGCGGCGUCGCCAUGUCGCACGGCCACAGCCACGGCGGGAGCGGCUGCCGCUGUGCCGCCGAACGGGAGGAGCCACCCGAGCAGCGCGGCCUGGCCUACGGCCUGUACCUGCGCAUCGACCUGGAGCGGCUGCAGUGCCUCAACGAGAGCCGCGAAGGCAGCGGUCGCGGCGUCUUCAAGCCCUGGGAGGAGCGGACCGACCGCUCCAAGGCAAUGUCAAGCUCAAAGGCAUCAUUAUAAUGGGAGAAGAUGAUGACUCACACCCCUCUGAGAUGAGACUGUACAAGAACAUUCCACAGAUGUCCUUUGAUGAUACAGAUAGGGAGCCAGAUCAGACCUUUAGUCUGAACCGGGAUCUUACAGGAGAAUUAGAGUAUGCUACAAAAAUUUCUCGUUUUUCAAAUGUCUAUCACCUUUCAAUUCAUAUUUCAAAAAACUUUGGAGCCGAUACCACAAAGGUCUUUUAUAUUGGCCUGAGAGGAGAAUGGACUGAGCUUCGCCGACAUGAAGUGACCAUCUGCAAUUAUGAAGCAUCGGCCAACCCAGCUGACCACAGGGUCCAUCAGGUUACCCCACAGACACACUUUAUUUCCUAAGGGCUGGCCAAGGCUCCUACAGUGGCGUUGUGUCAGUGAAGAUACGUGACAUCCUGUUGGGGAGGACAAAGAGAGAUGGGGCUCCAGAGAGAGUUGGCAGCUACAGCCUCUGCCAAGCUUUGUGUUUGGAGCUUGCUGCAGAAACCUGGCCUAUGGAAGAUACCACACCCCCGGAAAGGCUUGUGUGGGCGCUGAGGGACAAUCGUGGUUCUCUAGGGGCCUGCAGAAAUUGGGUCUUGGGCUGGUCAGCGUCUGGUAGUCAUGGAUAAUGCCUGCCUUUCCAGUUAAUGUGGCCAUGGGAUUCCAAGUAUCUUGUUGCUUUGUGGCAGGAUUUUUGUGUGACUUUUUUUUUCUUAAAGUGAAGACUAUUCCUGGGCUGCAUAAACUUUCUGAAGCCUCAGCAUUGUGUUUGUAUUAACCAUCAGGAGGGUUUCCAACUAGAAAUACUUGUCCCUGCUUGCUCCUUCUCCCUGUCAUCUUUCAACAUUCUUGUCAAGUUGCCCAGCUUGGAGUUGUCUGUCAUUCAAUAGUGUCCCAUGGUUAUAGCUAGAAGAGCAGGAAUCACCUGAUGAUGCUUAAUAGCUUGAGGAGAAGGUCUUUUUUCCUACUGCCCAGGUAAGCAAUCUGAGGCGAGCAAGGGCAUCAUUUCUGUGUUUGUGGGUAUGCUGGUCCGGGUGAGAUUGGGACUUAGGUAAGAUUCUCCUUGGGACAUCCUUAAUGUUUAUUAGCUUCUCACUAGUAUUGUAAGCCCAGUGGCAGAAUUUGGAAAUCUCAGUUCUCCUGUUCAUGGCUUUUUAUUCACUGUGAUUAAUAAGCUUCCUAAUAAAUCCUUGCCAGACUUAA
Phacochoerus africanus (Common warthog) is the source of this 1587-nucleotide messenger RNA. It is a transcript of the gene PITHD1, whose product is annotated as PITH domain containing 1. The transcript is spliced from 5 exons. NCBI's taxonomy places the organism in Eukaryota, Metazoa, Chordata, Mammalia, Artiodactyla, Suidae. The record is from RefSeq and is a predicted model, not a curated record. Gene Ontology annotation, cellular component: nucleus. Bases 25 to 744 code for a protein of 239 amino acids.